UAAAAGCGCGGCCAGGCGGCGGGGCCGGAGGGGAGCCGGCAGGGGCGGCCGAGCUGGCAAAUGCUGCAGCUGCGGCUCAGCCCGCCCCGCUGCCCCGGGGCCGCCGCCUGCCCCAUGGCCGAGCCGGCCGCGGGCGAGGACACGGGCACCGGGCGAGCCUGGUUUCCGUGGCCGGGAGCCCCGUGACUGUGCUGGGCUCGGGCUGUGUCCGGGACAGGGAGUCGGCCCGAGCCACCGGAUCCAAGAGCUGCUGCCCUGAACCAGCCUGAGCCCGAGCCGCUGCUCCUGCUGGCCUUGGGCAAGCGCCAGGCUGAGCUGGAGAGCGAGAGCCGGAGCCAGCCCGGCCGUCAGGACCCUCCCGAUGUGCCACCACGUGCGGUCCCCCCGUUGUCCCCUUGGCUCAGGGCGAAUCCAUCCUUGACCCCCCAGCAGCUGAGCGCAGCCACGAUAAAAACAUCCGAGAGUUAAUGAGGGCGCUAAUUGACUUUAUCCCUGGCCGCUAAUCAGUGCCCAGCUCCGUGCCCCGCGCAGGGCUCGGAUCGAGCUCUCCGCAGCCCCGGGAACGCCGCUCCCGUCUCUCCAGGAGGAGCUCGGACUCUGCGCUUGCCAGCGCCGGGCUGGCGGCUGCCCGAGCCCUGCGCGGGGCUGUGAGCUGUUGGAGGGGUGAAAAGCCCCUCACGGUGUGAGAAGAAAGCCUGACACCCAGCUGGGACCUGGCCCCACGCUUCUCCAGGGCCCUGAGCUGAUGGGAGAGGGCAGAGCCCGAAACCCUUCCCUGUGCAGGGCAGAGCAAAGAAAUGCAGGACGUGGCUGUGAGACUUGAGAGCGCCCUCAGCCCGGGUGAAACGCUGUUGGCGGGGCGCUGAGAGGUGUUCAAUAAAAGCUCUUUGUCCUACAGAGGUGCUCGGCUCAUCCCCAAUCACCAUCGUGGUCACGUCCGAGGCUGACACCUGGGACAUCGACACCUCCUCCCUGGGCCUGGGCUGCGGGCCCUUCGUGGACUGGGACAAGAUGCCGGAGCCGGAGCAGCCGGCGCAGAUCCCGCAGGACGUCCUGGGCAGGCCCCCGAAGGAGCUGAAGAGGCUGGCGAGGGAAGGCUGCUGGGGCUGGAGCCACGCGGGCCGGGCCCGGCUCUACCCCCGGCUCAUCCAGCAGGUCUCCUGCCGCCUCGUCACCCCCGACGCGCUCGUCUACAGGGACGUGGCCGCCCGGCUCUUCGGGAAGCCCAGCGUGAGCUCCCACCCCCUGCCCGAGUUCCUGGAGGGCUGCCCCGUGCCCACCUACUGCCUCAGCCCGCGGGGGGUCACCGCCCUGAAGAAGAUCCUCAUCUGCGUGGGCGCCCUGUUCCCCGACAUCACCCACAGCCCCCUCCUGCCAGCCCUGGCCGCGCUGCUGCUGCACUACAGCGAGGACGAGGCCCAGUGCUUCGAGAGCGUCUCGCGCCUCAUCGCCAGCAACGCUCCCCACGCCGCCUACAUCGACCAGUCCUUCCUGGCCCACCAGGCCUCCUGCAUGACCUUCGGGGACCUGGCCAGCAAGCACUGCCCGGCAGCUCACAAGCUCAUCGCUGGUGCCGCCGAGAACGUCCUCGAGGUCUACUCGGAGUGGCUGUCGUGGCUCUUCCCCGGGCUGCCCUUCGGCUACGCCGUGCGCGUGCUGGACGUGUUCCUGCUGGAGGGCCAGAAGGUCCUGUACCGCAUCGCCCUGGCCCUGCUCAGGCACUUCAGGCUCUCGGUGGCCCCGGCCGGGCUGCAGGGCUCUGACAUCAAGGCAGAGCUGCAGGCUUUUGCCAGGAACAUCGCCGAGCACGUAACUGUGGACAAACUCCUGGAGAGAGCCUUUGGCAUCCGCCUCUUCUCCCGCAAGGAGAUCUGGCUUCUCCAGAUGGCCAACAGGAAGGCCUUGGUGGAGAGGGGCAUCACCGUGGUGCAGAGAAGGCCAUCCUUCCACCUGGCUGUGGACAUGCAGAACUUCAGCUCCAGCACCGUCACGGCGCAGGAGAUGCGCCUCGUCUGGUCCUGGAUCCCCGAGCGCUUCUCGCUCUUCCCCCCGCUGCUGCUCUUCUCCACCUCCGAGGACGGCUGCAGCCUGCAGAGGUUCUACACGUGCUGUGAGGGCUACGAACCCACGGUGCUGCUCAUCAAAACCACCGAGGGGGAGGUGUGUGGGGCGUUUCUCUCCUCCGACUGGAGCGAAAGGAAGAAGAGCGGAGCCACAUCGGGCUUUUUUGGGACAGGGGAGUGCUUUGUGUUCACUGUGCGCCCCGAGGCAGAGAGGUACGAGUGGGUGCUCAUCAAGAAGCCGGAGCUGGCCAAGGCCGUGCCGCGCUCCCGGCAGCGCUCGCCUUCCCCCGCUCCCGAAUCGCCGCUCGGCUCCUCCCGGGACAGCCCCAGCCCCAAGCACCUCGCCGUGCCCUCGCCGCAGAGGAGAGCCCGCCUGUCCCCGUUCCUGGCCAUCAGACACUUCCUCCUGCCCUCCAAAACUGCCUCCAUGUUCAUGGCCGGCUCCCGGGACGGGAUCGUCAUCGGCGGAGGGGGAGGCCAAGCCCUGUCCCUGGACGCCAGCCUGCUCUGGGGACACACGGAGCGCUGCGAGACCUUCGACAACCCCCCGCUGUGCCGGGAGCACUUCCAGGUGCAGCUCUUGGAAGUGUGGGGCUUUCGGAGCGCGUAGUUCCCUGCGGAGCCCCCGAG
Molecule: messenger RNA, 2693 nt
Organism: Poecile atricapillus (Black-capped chickadee)
Lineage: Eukaryota; Metazoa; Chordata; Aves; Passeriformes; Paridae
Product: TBC1 domain family member 24-like
Exons: 7
Coding region: 1012-2673 (553 amino acids)
Source: RefSeq, a predicted model, not a curated record